Messenger RNA from Drosophila ananassae, 949 nucleotides. RefSeq lists its product as uncharacterized. Lineage: Eukaryota; Metazoa; Arthropoda; Insecta; Diptera; Drosophilidae. The record is from RefSeq and is a predicted model, not a curated record. The coding region runs from base 16 to 768 and encodes 250 amino acids. The transcript has a single exon.
AAUAUCAUUAAAAUCAUGUUUGCCAGUUGGCAAACAUCCUGGUCGCCUACGACAUCGAAAUUUCGGAAAUUUGACUCGCUUUCGUUUCGGUCGACUAGAGCUAGCUCGCUCGGUGAUCCUUUAGUGGAACAGGUGGUGAUGCUGGUGACCACCAUGCUACCAAGAUACGUGCCGGAAGGGGUGCCGCCGCUGCCGCUGACCGACUGGACACGUCGGUCGCCGUCCUGCGACGAGGAGUCCCUGCUCCUCGUCCUGGCCCUGUCCAUUUUAACGCAGCUCCUGCUGGUGGUCUAUUUGGGAUUCGCCUUCUUCCAGCCGUGCUCCCUGCGCCGCCGUCAGCUCAACGAAUGCCAGCGCCGACGCUACGCCAGCUUCAUCUUCCGGCGACUACUCUGGCACCUGGACGAUGCCCUGGGAUUGGGUUCUCGGGUGGAAAACAUACCAGCUGGCGAGCGGCUGGAGCACUGCCUGCGGGUCAGCGAGCAAGUGGCUAAGGCCAUUCAGAUCUUUCGACGCGAUGCCCUCAAGGUGCUGCAUCCCUGUCAGGAUCUGUCAUCCCAUUCGGCCGGUGAUUUGUACUUUGUGCUUGAGGAGGAGGAGCGAGAUCUAACCCAUGCCGGUUAUGGGCUGCCCCAACAGGACACUCAGCCAGACUCCUUCUCCGUGUGCGGAUCCGCGGAUACUGGCACAGAAACAAUCGAGGUCACCGAGGAGCUGUUGAUGUCCCUGCUCUAUCCGGAGCGCUCUGUGGUGGUGGUGACGGAGUGAAGUCCUUCGCUAGCGCUUUUUGUGACUCGAAAGGUCCUUGGUCCUUGUCCAUGGUCCUUUGGAGAUGCGCGCUCAUCAUCGUUGUAGUGGAAGUGAUGCCCCAUCGCCGCCAUCCCAGCGUUCCAGCAAAGCGAAUUUUCAAUUUGAUUUUGUAUAAUAUAUAUUUUUUGGAUUUGUAAAA